Molecule: messenger RNA, 531 nt
Organism: Rotaria sp. Silwood2
Lineage: Eukaryota; Metazoa; Rotifera; Eurotatoria; Philodinida; Philodinidae
Source: the annotation of a GenBank genome assembly
AUGAGUACUUACACAUCGGCACUGUGUAUUCCAGGUACUGCACGAAAUACAACAAGUUUUGGACCUUGCCUUCUAUGCCCCUCAAAUAUGAAAAGUAACGGUAGCGGAGCUAUGCAAUGUUAUCCAUGUCAAAUAAAUAACUCUCUCUGUUUACGUGGAUCAAUCUAUGAAAUCAACAAAAACAAAUUAACAAACUAUGAUCAAGCAGAACCCUAUCCAGAUUCACCAGAUGUAACAGAAUUCGAUGACAUUCUUUUACAUAAUAUAUUUUUAUUCAGAACAAUUUCAUCAAGUUGUCUAGUUAUUUCACCAUUAUUUUGGGCUACAUUAGCUAUAGCAUUAUCAUUUAUUAUCCUCAUUGUUAUGAUUAUACUUACUUAUUUUCCUGAACAUAAGAACUACCGUAGAUUAAUAAAAACUAUUUUCAAACGAUUUGAUUUAUUAAAAGAAGGAGAACUCUGGCUUGGUGGACUUGCUUCGAUUAUUAUUGUUGUUUUAAUCAUUUUUACAUGUCGAUUUAGUGAUAUGUUU